Haliotis rubra (blacklip abalone) is the source of this 606-nucleotide messenger RNA. Its product is annotated as cytosolic iron-sulfur assembly component 2A-like. The transcript has 5 exons. The record is from RefSeq and is a predicted model, not a curated record. The coding region runs from base 25 to 546 and encodes 173 amino acids. Lineage: Eukaryota; Metazoa; Mollusca; Gastropoda; Lepetellida; Haliotidae.
UUUGUUGACAUCAUCGAGAGCUCGAUGCAAAGCAUUGUAAAUUUCUUCAAAAAUGCAGUUCCGGCGAGAAUGAAUGAAAAUAAUUCUCCACCGGAAAAAGCAUGUAACGAUGAAAACACUACCGCCUCGGACCCAGAGAGAGAAAGGGAGUUGAAAAUACUCGAAGAGACAAUUUAUGAUAUUAUCCGUGAUGUGAGAGACCCAGAGAAGCCGGAGACUUUGGAAGAGCUGAAUGUGAUAUCAGAGGAGGGUGUCCAUGUGUCUCGUCUCCAGGAUGGUCAGCUGCUGGUCAAGCUGACCUUCGUCCCCACAGUUCCACACUGCUCUUUAGCAUCACUCAUAGGUUUAAGCUUGCGAACAAAGUUAGAGAAAUGUUUGCCUGAGCAGCACAAGCUGGAUAUUUUUAUCAAGGAAGGAACCCAUUCCACAGCUGAUGAAAUCAACAAGCAGAUCAAUGACAAGGAGAGGAUAGCUGCUGCCAUGGAAAACCCCAACCUCAGGGAACUCAUCUCUAAGUGCACUGAAGAACCAGAUGAUACAUACUGAUACAUACACGAUGAUACAUACAGGCAUACGAGAUGAUACAUACAGGCAUACGAGAUGAUA